AUGUCGAUCCUUCUUCGCAAUGCGACCAUCCUUGUUCCGUCGGGAACCCCGAACGGCUAUGUCGUCCCAUUGCGAGAACACUCACUCCUCAUUGAGGGAAGUAAAAUCUCCCAGAUUGCCCCGCAUGUAGAGCCGCCGGAGAAUACGGAGAUAAUCGAUUGCUCAGGCAAGAUUGUCUCUCCUGGCUUCGUCGAUACGCAUCACCACGUGUGGCAAACGCAGUUGAAAGGCCGUCAUGCCGAUCAGGCCCUUGUGGAAUAUUACCCAAAUGGCAACGCCCAACAUGCAAACUAUACCGCAGAAGACAUCUUUUGGGGGCAGCUAGGAGGCUGCCUCGAAGCCUUGGAUGCGGGUACCACUACCGUGGUGGAUCAUGCUCAUAUGAGCGAGUCUCCGCCCAUAGCUACUAUUGCGUCCGGUAUCAGAUCUGUGUUUUGCUAUACCCCGACAGAGCGAACGAAGACAUGGCACCCCGAGAUGAGCGUGGACGGCAGUUUGCUCGAUGAUUGGGUCAUAGACCAUCUGAAGAAGCUUGCAGCACUGGCACCCUUUGGUGACGGCCGUGUGGAGCUGGGGCUGGGCUUCGACGGCUUUAUGCUCCCUAAAGAGCAGGUUGUGCCGUUCUUCCAACAAGCUCGCGCGCUAGGCACGAAAGUCAUCACUUCGCACUAUGUUAGGAAAUACUUCGGGGAUGAGUCGCUGGUAGACAAGCUAGACUCAUACGAUCUGCUUGGUCCCGACAUCCUUUUGUCCCACGCUUCCAAUCUCACUGAAUCCGAUAUUCGGAAACUCAACAAGGCUAGAGCUUGGAUCUCUACAACCCCAAGUACAGAGUUACAGAUGGGCCACGGCGAUAUCGUUUGCUUCCGAGAGGGUUGUACCGAUAUAAGCUCCUUGGGUAUAGACUGUCACAGCAACAACUCAGGCGACAUGGUCUCACAGAUGCGCCUUGCCUUGCAGCACGAAAGAGCAACGCGCAACGAGCAGCUCAUCGCCCAAGGCAAAAGUACCCGAUCACUUAAUAUCUUUGUCCAAGAUGUUUUCCGAUUAGCUACCAUACAAGGUGCCCGGGCGAUUCACGCGGAGGAUCGACUUGGGUCUCUUGAAGUCGGGAAACGGGCAGAUAUCGUCGUCUUUGACGGAACCAGCCCAGGAAUGAUUUGUGCGGCGGAGCAAGAUCCCGUCGCAGCUGUUGUGCUUCAUUCUUCAGUUCGCGAUAUUGAGACCGUCAUCGUCGACGGGCAUGUUCGCAAAUCGAACUCAAAAGUGGUCCCAGUAUAUGUGAGACCAUCUUUGGAGGAAUCCUUUAUUUCCGAGCAAAGGCUUGAGUGGAAUCAAGUGGCAAGAGAACUGGUAGCCAGUAGGAAAAGAAUCGAAGAUGCUGCUGCCGAGUCCGGGUCGAACUUUAAUGACCGCGAGCCUCUUGUGGAGGCCUUCAUGAACAUGGCUCAUAUGGAAAAAGCGAAGUUUGUGAAGCUGUAA
This is a messenger RNA of Penicillium chermesinum, 1482 nucleotides long. RefSeq names its product Metallo-dependent hydrolase. The record is from RefSeq and is a predicted model, not a curated record. Bases 1 to 1482 code for a protein of 493 amino acids. Lineage: Eukaryota; Fungi; Ascomycota; Eurotiomycetes; Eurotiales; Aspergillaceae. Gene Ontology annotation, molecular function: hydrolase activity, acting on carbon-nitrogen (but not peptide) bonds. The transcript is spliced from 4 exons.